Suillus paluster is the source of this 3384-nucleotide messenger RNA. RefSeq names its product nuclear condensing complex subunit. The record is from RefSeq and is a predicted model, not a curated record. The transcript has 17 exons. Gene Ontology annotation, biological process: mitotic chromosome condensation. Lineage: Eukaryota; Fungi; Basidiomycota; Agaricomycetes; Boletales; Suillaceae. Gene Ontology annotation, cellular component: condensin complex; condensed chromosome. Bases 27 to 3233 code for a protein of 1068 amino acids.
CUUCGAACUUCUAACUUUGUACACCAAUGCCUGGGCGCAUAUCUUCUGUCGAGGAGACCCUCUCCGCCAGUAUCCCCAAGAUUUUUGACCAAGCUCAGAACUCGACUGCAAAUCACCAGAAGAAUAUUGUUGCGCUCCACAAGCUCCACCUAGAUGCUGCUAGUUUCACCGAAUCCAUACACAAUGGCAGAAGCAUCAAGCUCACCGGUGAGCGUGUGUUCGAGGAGAAGUUCAAAGAUAUGCUAUGCAGAGCAGCUGCUGUGAAGAAAGGAACGUCGCAGGGCGACCGGAUAGUCAAGUUCGUUGGAGCGUAUACAAAGUACAUCAAUGAGAAAGCCUCUGAGAUCAAGAAGGAGGAUGUCGAUGAGGACGAUGACGAUGACGAGACCACGGCCUCUCGGUUUGUUGAGAAAGUGCUUGCCUUCCUCCUAAUCGGCUUUGAAGCUAAGGACAAAAUUGCACGCUACCGCAGUGUCCACUUUUUAGCGGAGAUGGUCGCGCACUUGGGUGAAAUUAGUGAACAGCUGUAUACGUUGCUCCGCACGGCUCUAUUCGAGCGCGUUCAUGACAAAGAAACAUUUGUUCGAGUUCAGGCUGUUAUCGCACUGUCGAAGCUAUGUGGCUCAGAAGAUCCAUCCGAUGUGGAAGAAGGAGAACCCACUGCUCUUGAGGUCUUGCUCGAGAUUCUUAGUUGUGAUCCUGCCGCAGACGUCCGUAGAGCCGCGUUGCUCAACAUUCCUCUGUCCAAAGUCACCCUAGAUGCUGUCCUUGCUCGAACUCGCGACACUGACACAAUCAUGCGCAAGCUUGUUUAUUCGGUUAUCCUAACCCAACACUGCUUCGUUUCUGAUAGCUCGGUCAUGGGCCUUGUUCAUCCGCGUGUGCUUACCAUUGCCCAAAGAGAGUUCAUCAUCCGCAAUGGUUUAGGUGAUCGGGAGCCUGCUGUUCGCCAGGCUGCAGCUUUAUUACUCGGCAAGUGGGUGGACGUUGCGCGUGGGGACGUUAAGAAUGAAGAAAGCAAGAGCUUCAAAGAUGACGUUCUCGCACUUUUGGGCCUCUUUGAUCUCACGGAGAGCACGGUUGCAGAGGAUGCACUACUGAGCAUUUUGGACAAACGCCGUGAUAUGUCUGACCCCCUCGAGUUCAAGGAUGCCUACUGGGACAACCUGACCCCAGAGCGAGCUUUUCUCGCUCGCGUUUUCGUUGAGCAUUGUAUUGCCGUUAAAGAGGCGGAAAAACUCGACGCUUCUCUUCCAGUCGUCACUGCCCUUGCCUACCACAUCCAAGCUGCCUACAAUGCAUACCAGGAAGACUUGGAGGUCGCCGAGCAGGAAAGAGUCAUUCGCGGUGAACCAACUGAGGAAGAAGAAGAGGCUCGCAUUGACAAGGAAUUUGUCAUAGGCGAGAUGCUCAAGGUUGCCGUGAAUUUGGACUACGCUGAUGAGAUUGGGCGCCGAAAAAUGUUCCAGCUCGUGAGAGACAUGAUCUCUCAGGAGGCACUACCCGAAUCGCUUGUCUCCAGAUGUUUAGACGUAUUGCGGAUGCUUUCACCAAAUGAGAGGGAUCUAAUCCGGGUAGUCGUGGAAGUAGUCCACGAGCUUAGGGAUGUCAGUGACGAGGAAGAAGCUCUAAAGGAGCCUGCAGACGACGGAGAGACUAAUUUUGGUGAAACGCCCGUGCUAACUCGUGUGGCACCUAAAGGGUCGAAGCCAUCAGAGGAUAUGUCUCCCGAAGAACAAGCCCGUAUGGACGCCAUUGAUCUGCGUUGUCUGUCGCUUUGUAUAGGCAUGCUUGAGCGUGUUAACGGAACAUUCGAGGAAAAUUCGACGCUCGAAGGUAUCCUUGGCGAGCUGAUCAUUCCCGCCGUCAAGCGUAAGGAGUUGGCACUUCGUGAAAAGGGUCUUAUUUGUUUGGGUCUUUGCUGUCUUAUUGCUCGUCGCAUGGCUCUCAACUCUUUCCAGCUUUUUUUGGGUCAAAUCCAAACCGCCCCAGAGGUCCUGAAGAUUCGUGUGCUGCAAAUCGUCUUUGACAUUCUCAUGGUGCAUGAAAAUGACUUCUUAGGCAAAGAGGGUGGAAGUGACCGCAUCGUGGAAUUCUUGUUGAUUGUCUUGAACAACGAGGAAUCGGACAAGGUGCAAGCCCUACUAUGUAUCGGCCUUGCGAAGCUCGUUCUUGCCGGAAUGAUCUGUGAUGACCAGGUACUGAAAAGCCUAGUUGCUGCAUACCUUGCCCCUGACACGAUUGACAAUCAAGAAGUUCGCCAAUGCCUUGCCUAUUUCUUCCCCGUCUUUUGCUACUCCUCCGCAGUCAAUCAGCGGCGAAUGCAACGUCUGUUCAUUGGAUUGUUCGAGACGCUUGCCCCAGCAACCCGAGAUGUCGACGAAAAUCAGGAGAUGGUCAGUUCCGCUCAAAUAGCAGCGAUGUUUGUGGAUUGGACCGAUCCGCAGAAAGCUAUCGAGGUGCAAGAUCAGCCAACCGACGAGACAAUUCAUAUCGAUCUAGCAUGCGAUAUCGCAAGAGCGCUGUUCGACGACAAGAUGAUAAAGGAAGACAAGAAAGUUUUGUAUCAGGUUCUUGGGCGGCUAUACUUACCGGACAAUGUUGAUGACAACAAGAUCCGCACACUCAAAUUACUGCUUCACAAUCUCAACUUCUCUUCAACUGAGGAAGACUACAGGCAACUGGAAUACCUGAGAGAUUUGUUCGAGUUUCUCGAUGACAUCAUUCCCUUGGACGAUGGUGAGGAAAUCGACGUGCCUCGCACUCGUGCUCGGAAGAGGCGCUCAGAAAGCAUUGCCACAGACAUCACUGAUAGUAUCGCGCCAGAUGAAAGUGUCGCUUCUGCUGCUUCAUCAUCACGCACAAAGGGCAAGGGCAGAGGGAAACAAACGAAGCGGAGACGUGUCUCUGGUUCCGACGGCUCGGACGAUGACCUGUCGGACGACCAUGUUACCCCAGCACCUACACGAACAUUGCCAAAGCGGGCAGCAUCGGUCAAAAAACCUCAGGUAGUGCAGGUAAUAGAGGAUAACGAUGAAGAGGAGGAAGAGGAGGAAGCUACACCCCCUCCUACCUCCCGGCACAGGCGAAGGCCCAAGCCUGCAAGCAAAGCGAAGGAUGACACUCAGCCGCCUUCUGCAGGGAAUAGCACCUUCGAUUCCAUCAUAGAUAGCGAGGAAGACGAAGUGGAGGAAGACGAAGUGGCUAAUGAUAUACUGGGUUCGGAUGAGUAGAAUUCCGACCAUCUAUGGGAGUACGGUAUCUAUUGUGAUUUAUCUUUGUGAGUAUGUACUGCGUAUAGUGUACUCCUACCUCCCAGGACAUCAGGGGCCGAAUAGGGGCAUCUUGACUUAGUAACCCGACAGUGAACCAACUCAAGCUGCA